Messenger RNA from Ichthyophthirius multifiliis, 1638 nucleotides. Its product is annotated as TRM1 tRNA methyltransferase 1, putative. The record is from RefSeq and is a predicted model, not a curated record. The transcript is spliced from 6 exons. Gene Ontology annotation, molecular function: RNA binding. Gene Ontology annotation, biological process: tRNA N2-guanine methylation. Gene Ontology annotation, cellular component: nucleus. Lineage: Eukaryota; Ciliophora; Oligohymenophorea; Hymenostomatida.
AUGAAGGUUAAGCCAAAAUUAAAAAAUCAUAUAUAGAAUAGGAAGGAAUAAAAACAAUAUAAGCCGAAGUAUUUUACAAUCCAGUUUAAGUAAAAACUUCAAAAAAAUGAAUAAAAAUAAAAUAAAAAAGGUGUUUAAUAGAGAUUUAACAGUAUUAAUAAUACAUAUGUAUACAUAAAUGCUGAAGGAAAAACGUAAAAAAAAAGAGAUUUUUAAAAUAAAAAAAAUAAUAAUAAAGAGGGAUAAAAUUUUGAAGGAAUUAAUAUAUUAGAUGCAUUGUCAGCAAGUGGAUUAAGAACAAUAAGAUUUUUAAAAGAAUUAAAAAAUAUAAAUAAAAUAUAUGCAAAUGAUAUAUCAGAUGCAAGUCAUAAAUUAAUGAUGGAGAAUUUUAUUUUAAAUGAAUUAGAUUUAUCAAAAAUAGAAAUGACUUAAAAAGAUGCUAUAUAAUUAUUAUAUGAACAUAGAUUUAGAUUAAAUAAAGGUGAUUUAUCUGCUAAAUUACAUGUAAUUGAUUUAGAUCCGUAUGGAACAGCAGUUCCUUUUUUAGAUUGUGCAUUAUAAGCUGCUUGUUUUGAUACAUUAUUAUGUGUAACUUCUACAGAUUCACGUAUUUUAUGUGGAUAAGAUACAUAAAAAUGUUAUUAUUUAUACGGAAGCUCAAGGGCUAAAAUGUAGGCUUUUUAAGAAAAUGCUAUUAGAAUAUUAUUAUAUACAUUAAAUAACACUGCAAAUAAAUAUUCGAAACAUAUAGUUCCAUUAAUUUGUUACUUAAGUGAAUUUUACGUCAGAUGUUUUAUUUUAGUCAAAAACGGUAAACAAGAAUGUGGAAAAUCCAUAUUGAAAACUGGAAACAUAUUUAAUUGUGAUAAUUGUGGUAAUUUUUAUACCUAACCUUUUGGAAAAAGCCUAAAAAACGAGAAACUGGAAAGAUUUGCUCCCACAAAUUUAAAUAUUCCAUCAAAUAAAUGCGACUAAUGUGGAAAUAAUUUCACUAUAAAUGGACCUGUUUGGAUAGAUAAAUUAAAUGAUGAAGAUUUUGUUAAUAAAACAAUUUAAUUUUUAAAUUAAUAAUAAUGUUAAUUAAAACUUUAAACUAAAGAAAAAAUUAAUGGCAUGCUUCAUGCUAUUACUUUAGAAUAAUAAAUUUAAUUAGACUAAAUUCCUUAUGGCUUUUCAAUUGAACAUAUUUCUAAAUAUUUAAAAACUACUAUCCCUAGUAAGAAAAAAAUAUAUUCAGCAUAUAUGAGUCUUGGGUAUAAUAUUGAAUAAUCUUAUUUAAAUCCAAUUAUAUUUAAAACUAACGCUUCGUCUGAAAUUGUAUUCGAUAUUAUGAGGAAUUGGGUAUUUUUUGAAUUUUUAUAAAUUUAUAUCAAAUAGUUUAUAUUUUAUUUUAUUUUUGAAAAAAAAGAAAAAUAUAUAAUAAAAAGAACUAAUCCUAAUUUUGAUUUGAACAUUAAGAUUGAUAAAGCUAUUCCGAAAUGGAUUCCGAAUCCUGAAAAAAAUUGGGGACCUGGUAAAAGAGCUAUUGCAAAAAAAAUAAUAGAUGAUGGAAUUUAAGAAGAAAAAGUAGAUUAAUUAUUAAUUGAAAAUUAAGAUAUUUUGUAUGAUAAAUUAUAAAAAAAGAAUAAAUAAGAUUGA